Messenger RNA from Synchiropus splendidus (mandarinfish), 13664 nucleotides. It is a transcript of the gene myo15ab, whose product is annotated as myosin XVAb. The record is from RefSeq and is a predicted model, not a curated record. Gene Ontology annotation, molecular function: protein binding; cytoskeletal motor activity; ATP binding. Bases 451 to 13524 code for a protein of 4357 amino acids. Gene Ontology annotation, cellular component: cytoskeleton; myosin complex. The transcript is spliced from 75 exons. NCBI's taxonomy places the organism in Eukaryota, Metazoa, Chordata, Actinopteri, Syngnathiformes, Callionymidae.
CAUUUGUCGUGAAUGUUCGGCGUUGUUUCGGCGGGAAAGAGGCGCCCGGGCGGUACCUCGGUCACUUCACGGCUUUUCACGCUGCGGGUCAACAACCCGUGGCUCCGGUGCGGUCCGUGCAAGACGAAGAGGACGGAACCAGCGCCUGAGCGCGCUGGUGACCGGAGCCACCCGCAGGGAGCAGCUGUCGUGACGUCUUCCUCCCGCCGUUACAGCUCCGGGCUCCGCUGACGUCAACGCCUCAGGACGUCCAGGUUGAAGACUGCAGGUGUCCCGGCGACGCGACGGUGCUGGUUGCCAUCGGAUGAGGAGGAGCCUCCAUGGGGACCAAGUCCAGGAGGUCAAGAUCAUAUCUGGCCAGGUGGACCUGUGGCCCUCAAAAGUGUAAUUUACGACACUGAAAGGAGGAGUGAGGAGCAGGGCAUGCUCUGCACUUAGCUGCUUUUCAUAAUGCCAGGCAAGAAGGACGCAAAGAAGGACACCAAGAAAGGUGCAAAACCUGAACCAGAGAAGAAAAAAGAGGAUGAAAAGAAGGGAAAGGAAGAUAAAAAAGCAGGGAAAGACGACAAAAAAGCUGCCAAAGAUGACAAGAAAGGUGGCAAAGAUGACAAGAAGGGUGUUAAGGAUGAAAAGAAAGGAGGGAAGAAAGGUAAGGAAGAACCAAAGGGAAAAGAUGAUGGUAAGAAAGGAAAAGACAAGGGGAAAGGAAAGAAGGUAGAAUCAGAGGAGGACGAUGAAGACCUGUUGAGUGAGGAAGAGGAGGAAGAGCUGAGCGAAGAGGAGGAGGACUCAGAUGAUGAUCCCAGAGGGAAGAAACGGGGAGGAAGAGGAGGCAGGGAUAAAAGAGGGAGGGGGUCUCGCCACGUGGAGGACUCUGACGAAGAUGAGGAUGAAGAUGAGGAAGAAGAGGAUGACGAAGAGGACGAAGAGGCUGGCCACAAAGCUAAAGGCAAAUCUAAAGACGGCCACCACCAUAAAGGCGGGAGGUCCGACGCCAAGAAGAAAGCCAAGAAAAAAGAGGAGGGGGCCGCACCCAUCAAGGAGAUCCCCAAGAGAGGGCUGAAGAACAUGUCCAGGAUGUUCAUGAAGUUUUCCGGAUUCAAGAGGCGACGAAACAGCAGGAAGAAGCUCAAAAGCACGUCUCGGUUGUUUCUGGGCUUGGGAAAGAGAAAGUUCCGGCUAGCACGGAAGAAACGUCGCAAGUCCAUGUUAAAGAACACGUCUCGGUUCAUGAUGAGAUUCAAGGCCAGCAAGAAGAAGAAGAAGGAGAAAGAGGCCAAAGAAAAACAAAACGAUGGAAAGAAACCAACAUAUAUGCUGCUCCGUCUUGGAGGAGGAGGAGGAGGGGACGCUGCCCAUAAGAAAGGGGGAUUUUUCAAAGGGUUGUUUGGGAAGAAGGAUGGCACGGAUUCUGGAAACGGCCUGAAGAAUCGAAGUGUGCUGCUGGGUAGAGUCGCAGCGGCAACCAACUGGCUGACCAAACGUUUCCUGACCUCUAAAAUGCAAGGAAAAGCGGGAUAUCGCGGAUGGGAUGAUCGUAGAGACCAUGGGCGCCAGGGCAGCUCCAGGCGUCAUCUCCACGGUUAUUACAACAAUGCCUAUGAGCACGGGGAGGAUCCUUAUGGAUAUGAUCCGCAACAUCUCGUCCAGCAUGGCUACGGCCAAUUCAUCGAUGGCUACAGCGCUUACGAUGAAGACGGCGCCGCGUACGGAGCCCAGGGUCAGUACGAUUACUAUGACAACGGAGCAGACUUCCAGGACUUGGGUUACUAUGAAGGCGAAGGAGUCUAUGACCCCAACGUGGAGUAUUUGGAUGAUGGCGUUUACGAUCAUGGCAUGAUGGAGAACUACGAUCCCGAUGCUCAGCCGUACUACAGCAACCAUGAGGCUGAUUAUUAUGGUUACCAGGAACAAGCCAUGGCCUUGUAUGGGGACGAGCGUCUGGACUACUACGCCCAAAUGGGUGACAACCAUAUGUAUGGAGCAGAGUUUGAUGGAUUUCAUGGAGCUCAGGCUCAAGACUACCUCACCAGCCGAGGGGUGUAUGUCGAUGGACAGGGUGGUUACUAUAGCAACGCCCAGGUAGGUUUAUACAACAGUGAUCCAACGAUGCAGGCUGAAGUCCCGCUGGACAAUCCACUUCAAUAUGCAGACGGUGGUUUGGCGUACCUGGACUACAGCUCCCAGCAGACUGUGGCUUUCCCACAAGGAGGUCAGCAGGAAUUUGGAUUUAGUGCUCUGGGCACUUAUGGGCAGCAAUUCUCUGACCAGAUGGACCAAUAUACCGAAGAUGUUAGUGAGGUCCAGGGUGGCGACAUCACAUUCAGAGUCCCUCGACCCCAAGUGCGACUGUUUGGAAAAGAACGGCUAGAUGUUCCUCUGCCCCCUCCACCGACCCUGCCACCAGAUCCUGAGUUUGAGGACAUGUCAGAGAUCCAAUAUGAAGACCAGAUACCUCUUGCACCAGGUCACCUUGGUUCUGCGGUGUCACCCCAACAACAAAUGAUGUCACCCCAACAAUCAAUGAUGUCACCCCAACAACAAUUGAUGUCACCCCAACAACAAUUGUUGUCACCCCAACAACCAAUGAUGUCACCCCAACAACCAAUGAUGUCACCCCAACAACAAUUGUUGUCACCCCAACAACAAUUGUUGUCACCCCAACAACAAAUGAUGUCACUCCAACAACAAAUGAUGUCACCCCAACAACAAAUGAUGUCACCCCAACAACCAAUGAUGUCACCCCAACAACCAAUGAUGUCACCCCAACAACAAUUGUUGUCACCCCAACAACAAUUGUUGCCACUCCAACAACAAAUGAUGUCACCCCAACAACAAAUGAUGUCACCCCAACAACCAAUGAUGCUGUCUCCUGAAGAUGAGGCUGCGAUGAUCUCACCACAGCAUCAGAUGAUGUUGCAACAAGAACAAUUGAUGCCCCCACCGCAGAUGAUGAGGCAGCAAGUCAUGGCUGCCCAAGCCCAGGUGUUCCCCCCAGAAAUGCUGACAUCACAGCAGGGUCUGGUGAUGGAGCCUGUUGUGAUGCCACCACAGGGUUAUCAGCUGCCUCCUCCCACACCAACGGCCAUGAUUAUCAAGCAGGCCAACAUGUCGCCACUUCCUGCCCGCCACACAGCCUCACCUUCUCCCUCUCGUCGCUCUCUUAUGAUGGCUUCUCCUCAGAUGCAGCGGCGGCCCCCUACAAUGGCGCCCCCUGUGCUCUCCUCAGUGCUUCCGCCGAGACACAUUGCUUCGCCACAGCUCUCUAUGAGAAGUCCUCAAAGAACUCCUUCUGUCAUGUCAAGGCGCAUAUCCCCCUCUCCCUCCCCGGAGGCUUCCCCUCUCUCCCAACGCAGAAUGCUGCCUCAAGGAGCAUCACCUAUUCUUGCUGGUGGACCCUCACGUGGUCUCUCCCCUCGAGUCUCUAUGGUUCAUCAUAGUCCUCCACAUUCUCCAAGAGCUUCAAUGAGACAGCAAUCUCUUCCUGGUUCACCCCUUGUGCCUCUAAGAAGGAGGAGUCCACCAAUGUCACCCAGUCCUGCACAUUCUCCUUUUAGUGGCAGGAAAAUCAUGAAUUCCCCACCUCCUCCGCUCUCACGUGGUCGUGUUUCCCCACCUCAACCAAGCAUGAGACCAUUGCCCUCUCCUUCCCCGUCUCUACACGGUUUUACCCCAGCAGGGCCAAGGCCUGCCUCAUCUCCUACUCUGUCUCGUCGUUCAACUCGGCUCCUAAGAGAGCCGACGCCUGUGGCCCAGCCCAGGACGGGGGGCAAUGUUCCUCUAGGCACUGUCCGACCCUCCCCGAUGGGUCUACGUGGACGUCCCGUGCCACCACCUACCCAGAAUGUUCGUCCAUUCCGCCCGUCUUCCAUACGAAGUAACAGAUCAUCAGUUCUAACCAUUGACUCGUCGCACCAGUCGUCACCUUUUCACUCUCCUCAAAUGAUCCACCGUGCUCCUCCCGGUAGGAGAGAUUCACGCCGAGUGCCUCAUCGGCCUGUGGCUCGAGGUCGACCCCUAAUGGCCCAAACUAUGCGUAGAAUGGCCCCUGCCUCACCCCAGCCCUCCGUGAAACAUUUGUCUCAUCCUUCUUCCCCACGCCUCUCUCCUAGAUUUCCUCAUCGAUCAUCACCACUCAACCCUCCUCAAGCUUUGCAUGCAGCCUCUUAUCCUCCAGAAGCAUUUGCACCUCAACCGUACACUGAACCCUCACAGUUUGUUGGCCCUUUGUCACCAAUGUUAUCUGGUGCUUUGCGGAACCAGGCCAUAAAACAGGCUUCUUUCACUUCACAACUGGGCCCUCAAGCGCCACAGGAAGUGGUCAUGGAUGACACCGAAUAUAUUGAGGGCUACUCUCCCUCAUUGCCUAUGCUUUCUGCUGCUGUGCAAAACCAGGCCAUUCGAGAUGCUUCCUAUGUCAGCCCCUUGCAGGGCCCAAUAUCUUCCUUCGAGCAGCCUGGACUCCCGUCCUCACCCAUGUUGUCUGGUGCUUUGCAGAAUCAAGCCGUUAGAGGCGCGUCGUACGUUUCACCAUUGCAAAGACUGGUAUCACCUUAUGAGCAGCCUAUAGCCCCUUCCUCCCCGGUGCUCUCCGGAGCUCUGCAGAACCGAGUUUUGAAAGAAGCCUCCUAUGUGUCUCCUCUUCAAAGACCUCCGUCACCCUAUGCUCAGUCUGUGCCGUCAUCUCCAAUGCUGUCUGGAGCCAUGAGACAUGGCCAGGCCCUCAGGGGUGUGGCUUCAUACCAGACACCACAGCUCAGGUCGCCAUAUGGGCCUACGGUCGUGACAACAUAUGACUACAUCUCAGAGCCUGGCCCUCCGCCUUUACUGAACGACGCUUUACACCAUCGCUCUGGUUUGCAGAGGGUCUCAUCUUUAAGAUCUUCAGUGAUGCAACGCCAUAACCCUUAUGCACCGUCCGUGCCCCUGCUCAACCAUGCACUGCAGCAGAACCCAACUCUUCGCCAUGCAUCCUAUCAGACCCCUAUCCAGCUCAGGAAGUCCCCAUAUGGCCCCUCAGCGCCUUCCUCUCCAUUGUUAGGAAGUGCCCUACGUAACCCUCAGCUGUUGCAGUCCACCUACCGGUUACCUGACGGAACUUUAGUGUCCCCUUAUAGAGAUCCACAAAUGUCCCCAUUGCUUGGCCAGGCCUUACAAAACCAACAGGUUCGAGGAGCGUCCUACACCUUGCCCGAUGGAUCAGUCGUCAGGGAUCCACGUUUGCCACAGUCUCCGAAUUUGACCAGAGCUCUUCAGAACCAGGACCUGAAAACUGCUACCUACACUCUCCCUGACGGCACCAUUUUAGAUCCGAGGCAGCAGCAACCCGUGUCUCCGAACCUGGCCAAAGCUCUCACCAACCCUGCCCUGCGUGAAGCUUCCUAUUCCCUUCCUGAUGGUACCAUUGUAAUUGACCCAAGAAAGCCCAAGUCGCCCAAUCUCGCAGCAGCACUUCAGAACCCGUAUUUGAAAAGUGCAUCGUACACGUUACCAGACGGCACGAUUAUCAUUGACCCUCGAAAACCUGUGACUCCAAACCUGCACGAAGCUCUGGUCAGCUCUUCUCUUAAGAACACAUCCUUCAACUUACCAUCCGGCGUUCGUGAUCCAAACACACCACUGCCGCCAAACCUGGCAAAGGCUCUGAGCAACUCUGCCUUGAAAACAGCUUCCUACACUCUUCCUGAUGGAUCCAUCAUCAUCGACCCGAGGAAACCCAAAAGUCCAAACCUGAUGGCUGCCCUGCAGAACCCCUACCUGAAAGGCGUGUCCUAUACUUUGCCUGAUGGAACCAUUGUCAUUGACCCGUGGAAGCCGGCCGUGCCGGAUCUGUCCAAAGCACUUCUGAAUCCAAACAUCCGCUCCGCCUCAUACCAGCUCCCUGACGGAGCGCUGGUUAUUCCAGGUCAGGAGCCCACUCUGGCCUCCGCCCUGCGCCAACACAAAGGUCUUCGUUCUCCGAGCCUCUUCCAUCUGCCUGAAACCUCCGUCCUGACUGGCGCUCCCAAGCCCUCGCUUCCCAAUCUGAAGUCUGUUCUGAAGAACGAUGAGAUGCGUGGCGUCCGUUACAGGCUGCCCGAUGGGUCGCUGCUCACAAGACGCUUCCACAACCCAAACAUGGCUGAUGCCAUCCAAAACCAGCAGCUCCGUUACGCCUCCUAUAGGCCGCCAACCGGGCUGCAGGGCCCGGACAAUUGUUUCGCAGUCGUCCCUCCGUACGGGCCUCAGUCGGGCCACUGGGCCAAGAAUGCCCAAGGAGGAGGGGACGGAGGGGAAGAUGUCUGGGCCGCCGAGAGGGUUCUGCCACACGGAACUGUCCAGAAUCUGGCAAAGUGGUCCAUGUACAGAGAGGACGGCGUCUUGGAGGCUUUCUCACCCGCGGCUCGUGUGGUGAGUGGGCAGGAGCUCCACGCCGACUGGACUCCAGUCCGGGAGAAAGUUCCUGGUCAAAGCUGGUAUGACAAGAUCUACUCGGUGCUGAGCGUGCCCACAACAGGCCACAGGGUGAAGCGCUGGGCCGAGGGAAUGGAGGACAUGACGCAGCUGCCGGAGCUGAAUGAGACCACGGUGCUGAUGAACCUGAAGAAGCGAUUCGACCAGGAGCUCAUUUAUACCUACAUCGGCUGCAUCCUGGUGUCAGUCAACCCAUACAAGCUGCUCAACAUGUACGGCACCGACAUGGUGCUGCAGUACGAGGGCCACAGCCUCGGCGACAACCCUCCUCACCUCUUCGCCCUGGCUAACCUCUCCUACACCACCAUGAUGGAUGCUAAACAGAACCAGUGCAUUGUGAUCAGUGGGGAAAGUGGAUCUGGAAAAACGGAAGCCACCAAACUGAUCCUGCGAUACCUCACAGCCAUACAUCACAAACGCAACGUGGCGCAGCAGGUGGGUAUCCUGGAGGCCACGCCCUUGUUGGAGUCUUUUGGAAAUGCCAAAACAGUGCGCAAUGAUAACUCCUCCCGCUUUGGCAAGUUCACGCAGAUCUGCAUGGAGGAGGGUGUGAUCAGCGGUGCCAUAACGUCUCAGUACCUGCUGGAGAAGUCUCGCGUCGUCUUUCAGGCCAAAUCAGAAAGGAACUACCACAUCUUCUAUGAGAUGCUGGCAGGACUUCCUCCAGAGGAGAAGCGAGCACUUUACCUGCAGGAGGCUGAGACUUACUUCUAUUUAAACCAGGGAGGGGACUGCACCAUAGAGGGCAAGGACGACAGCCAGGACUUCAGACGGCUCCUGAACGCCAUGGACAUCCUGUGUUUCACCCCUGAGGAGCAAACUGGCAUCUACAAACUCCUGUCGUCCGUCCUUCACCUGGGCAACGUCUUCUUCCAGCCAGCGCAGGCCGAGGGUCAGGAGGUCGCCUCGGUGGUGAGCGCUCAGGAGAUCCGGGUGGUUGCUGAGCUGCUGCAGGUGUCACCUGAGGGCCUGCAGAAAUCUGUCACCUUCAAACUGACUGAUGCAGGACAGGAGAAGAUCUACUCGCCGCUGACGGUGGAGAGUGCCGUUGAUGCCAGAGACGCUGUUGCCAAGAUCCUGUACUCGCUGCUGUUCAGUUGGCUGACAGAGCGCAUCAACGGCCGGGUCUACCCUCGCACCGACUCCCUCUCCAUCUCCAUCCUGGACAUCUAUGGAUUUGAGGAGCUCCAGGUCAACAGUUUUGAGCAGCUGUGCAUCAACUAUGCCAACGAAACUUUGCAGUUCUACUUUAACAGAGUGGUCAUCCAGCAGGAGCAGGAGGAGUACAUGAGAGAGCAGAUCGAGUGGCGGCAGCAGCCCUUCAGCAACAACCAGGCCUGUCUUGACCUGAUCGCUGCAAAGCCUCAUGGGAUUCUGCGCAUCCUGGACGACCAGUGUGGUUUUCCUCAGGCAACAGACCACACCUUCCUUCAGAAGUGCCACUAUCACCAUGGUAACAACCCGCUGUACGCCAAGCCAAAGAUGCCGCUGCCCGAGUUUACGCUCAAACACUACGCUGGGAAAGUCGCCUACCAGGUGCACAAGUUCUUGGACAAGAACUUCGACAUGGUCCGCCAGGACGUCUUGGACCUCUUCGUACGGAGCAGAAACAGAAUGGUCUCCACACUCUUCCUGAAGUACUCCGAGUCCCUGUCUGUGCAGCGCGCCAGCGUGCGACACAGCAGCGCCGCCCGCCGCCAUCAGGCCAACACGGUCGGUGCGAAGUUCCAGAACAGUCUGCAGGAGCUGCUGGAGAAGAUGGAGAGGUGUAACCCGUACUUCGUUCGCUGCGUCAAGCCCAACCAUCGCAAGGAGCCAGGAGUGUUCGACACGGAGCUGGUGAGCUCACAGCUCCGCUACUCUGGCAUCAUGGAGACCAUCCACAUCCGCAGGGAAGGCUUCCCCUUCAGGUUCCCAUUCGACCGCUUCCUGCUACGGUACAAAGCUCUGCUGUGUCUGGCGGAUCCUCCUCCAGCGGACGGAGAGAACUGCGUCGCCAUGCUGCACAAGCUCGGCCCGGUCAGGCCCGGCUCCUACCAGCUGGGUGUCAGCAAGAUCUUCCUGAGAGAGGAUCUAUACCAGCUGCUGGAGGGGAAGCGGGACCGUGUGCUGAACAUCGCUGCCAUGACACUGCAGCGAUACACUCGCAUGUACUUUGUCAGGAAGAACUUCAUCCAGUUCCGGCGCCGCAUGGUUGGAUUGCAGGCGCGCUGCAAAGGCUUCGUGUCCAGGAAGAAGUUUUCUCGGAGAAGAAAGUGCCUGGUCAAAUUCCGUUCCAUCGUUAUGCUCAUCGUCAACCAGCAGCGGUACAUGAGGACAGUGGUGGAGCCAGCAAGACGGGCGGAGGAGGAUCGUGUCAACAGGGAGGUUGUGAAUGUGACGACGCUGCCGGUCCCUGCUGAGCUGGCUGCUCUGCUGCAGCAGGCUUCAGGUGGGAGUGAGCUGCACUCGGACUGUUUGGCGGUGGUUCAGGCUCCAAAGGUGCAUGUUGACCCCCAGCUGACCCUCCCUCUGGAUAUCAACAACUACCUCAUGACGCAUUACAUCAGAGCCAUGUUUCGGGAGCCGCUCUUUGGGAUGCUGACGGCUCCACUGCAGAAUUCUCUGACCCGACUGGACCAGGAGCUGAAAGCAGGAGCCCUCGACGUCUUCACUCUGAUUCUCCGGUUCAUGGGGGACCCCAACCUGAACGGGGCUCAGGAGAAUCUCUUUGGGAACUACAUCAUCCAGAGGGGCCUGGCCAAUCCCAGUCUGCGGGACGAGAUCUUUGCUCAAGUGACAAACCAGGUGUGGAGGAAUCCAAACCUGUUGAAUUCGGAGCGUGGCUGGCUGCUCCUGUCCUCCGCUCUGUCGGCAUUCCUGCCCUCUCCAAGACUCACCAAACACCUGUUGAAGUUCGUCUCCGACUUCGGGCCCGAGGGCUACCAUUGCGUGUGCCAGCACCGUCUGCUGCAGGCGCUGCGGCGGCUCAGCGGCGGCCCAGAGUAUGUCAGGACCUACCCUCCCUGCCUGCUGGAGUGGACCGCCAACCGCAAGAGGGCGCACACCGUGCUGCACAUCCACUGCCUGGACGGGCUCUCGGUCCUGUGUCCUCUUCACUCGUGGACCACCGGGGAGGACCUGGCCACGCACAUUCUCCAGCACAGGGGCGUGUCGGAGGGCCGGCGCGGCUGGUCGGUGCUGCUGAAGGAAGCAGCCCAGUGGGUGGAGCUAGAGGGCUCCGACUAUGUCCUGGACCUGAUGUCUGACUUGGAGCUUCCUGCUGGUUUCCCCAAACACAACAGCUACUUCAUCAUCUCAGCUCAGGAGCCGACACGAGUGCGGGCCAACGCCAGCAUAAGCCUUCUGGGCGGCGGCUUUGACACCAACAGUGACAUCAUCAGCCACGACUUGGAGCCCCAGAGAGGGAUCGACCGCUACCUGGACAGCCUGUUUGACCCGGCUCUGGCAGAUGGCGCCACGCAGGAAUCCGACUCGGUGGCGGCGCUGUCCGGCAGGAUGAAGGGAGGCGGAGGAGUGGGAGGGGGGUGGCACCAGCAGGGCCGGUCCGCCGGGCCACCGCCGCCACCUGGAGCUGUGCGGGUGCUUCCUGUGGGUGGUGUGAUGUCGCCUCCCGUCGCCGCCGUCGCCCCUGUGACUCCCGGUUUGUGGAGUGUGAAGCAAACCGUGUUGUGUGUUGGCCAUGUUUACACUGUCUGUUGUCCUGCAGAUGCGCAGCAGGCUGUUUCAGCUCAGCAGCAGCAGCAGCAGCAGCAGCAGCAGCAGGCAGCCGUCAUGGCGCAGCAGGUGACCGUGGUCAGCAGCCCUGUGACCAGCCCCCCCUCUUCCCCCAGCACCAGUCCUCCCCUUAGUCCUCUCCUCCACCACCCGCCCAGCCCCUACGCCCCCUCUCUCAUCCCCCCCAGCCCUUACGCCAACUUCAGCCCCACUCCUUAUGCUGCAGCCGGCCCACAGGAGGGCGCUCCUCAGCCCAACCCCAGAGCCGCUGCACAGACGCUGUUGGACCAGGACAGCAUCCCCCGAAGAAAAGCUCCAGGCAUCGCCGUCGACAAGGACCAAGCAGCCAAGCUCGCGCCUGCAGUGAGGUCACCAGCGCCCACUGCUGGAGGACUCAUCAAGUACUCCUCUCGGAACUCAGACCACAUCAUUCCCAGUCAGGACGUGCAAGAAAUCAUCAAGAGGUACAACUCUCCGCCUCCUCCGCCCGACCCACUGCCCCCGGGGAAGAGGAGACCUGAGGGUAAAUUUAAGAAGAAGCAAAGCCCUCGUGAUGAAGCUCUUCAGAUCCUCAAACCUCAGAUGGACAAUCCUCCGGCUCCACAGCCCAAACCUCCAGCGGUGCCGGCGCCUCCCGCAUCUGCCUUCCAAGAGGCGGGUUUCACACCCACCAAGAGCCGAGCGCCGAGGCGUCCUCUCCCGCCACCUUCUCCAGUUUCUCGGGAGCUGCCUGUGGAGACGGAGACCAUCCAGACCCAGCUGCACCACAGCAGCAAUGAGGAACACUACACCUACACAAACGUGCCCUGGAGACUGUACCUGCGCAAAGAGGUCUUCUAUCCCAAAGACAGUUUCAACAGCCCGCUGGUGCUGGACCUCAUUUUCAAGCAGAUCGUCAACGACACACUGUCAGAGGCUUGUGUGCGCAUCACCCGGGAUGAAAGGCAGAAGAUGAAAGCUCUGUUUGCCAAGCACGGCGUCCAGCAGAACAUGGAUCCGGUGGAGGAGCACGUGAAGGAGAGCGUGGUGACUGCGGCUCGUGAAACUUGGGAGAUUUACUUCUCCAGACUGUUCCCAGCCUCCGGGAGUGUUGGCUCCGGUGUGCAGGUUCUGUCCGUGUCCCACGGCGGCAUCAAGCUGCUGAAGACGGUGAAAAGCAGCGCCGCGGCUCCCGACUACUUCAGAGUCCUGCGACCGUACAGUUACGCCGACAUCCUCUUUGUGACCAUCCCGUCUGACAACAUGCUGGAGUUCAACCUGACCAACGAGAAGCUGAUCCUCUUCUCCGCCAAGGCGCCGCAGGUCAAACACCUGAUCGACACUUUCAUCAACGAGAUCAAGAAGGACUCGGACUAUGCGGUUGCAGAGCGGAACUUCAUGUCGGAGGACCGAGCCAUGCUGAGCUUCCACAAAGGUGACGUCAUCAGGCUGCAGGUGCUGGACGGACUGGAGCGAGGUCACCUGUACGGCUGUGUGGUGAGGAAGAAGGUGGUGUUUCUGGAGGAGCUGAAGAAAGACACCCAAGACUUCGGGUGGAAGUUUGGCGCCGUGUUUGGUCGUCCAGGCGCCUUCCCUUCUGAGUGCGUUCGCCCCGUGGCACCUCCCGACUUCCUGUCGCUGCCGCUGGACCGGAGAGCUGAACCUCGGGGGGGAGCAGGUCAGUUCGCCGCCUCCUCCGCCGUCGCCGCCGCUGUGGCCUCCACCAUGGCGGCUCACGAGAUCGACCAGACCAUCGAGAAGGUUUGGACGGAGGGCUUCUCUGACGAGGAUCUGGACGAGAAGAGUCUGCUGGACAGUCGAUACGACAUGCUGGAGUUCGCCAAGAAGUACUUCAGACAGGGAGCCAGCAGCAGAGGAGACUGUGUGAAGAGCCCGAGGAGCAGAGAUCCUGCUGAGAUGAUCAAGUUCUCCAAGACGCUCCUGACCCAGUCGCUGAUCGAGUUCACCGACCCGGCGCUGGAUCGAGUGGCAGCUGACCUCUGCCAGGCGGUCAUGCGCUUUAUGGGUGACUGUCCAAGCAGAGGAGCCAGUGAGCAGGAAGUGCUCAGCACCUUUUUGAAGCUGAUCGGGGAGUUCAGCCUCAUGAGAGAUGAAGCCUACUGCCAAGUCAUCAAGCAGCUGACUGCAAACACCAGCUCCAGACAGGACAGCUGCCAGCGAGGCUGGAGGCUGCUCUACAUCCUGACCGCCUUCCACCGCUGCUCCCAGGUGCUCAAGCCCUUCCUGCUGAAGUACCUGCGGCAGGCGUCGCACAGCGCCGGCGCUCAGUACCAGGGCGUCGCCAAAGCCUGUGAGCAAAACCUGAAGAAGACCUUCCAGUACGGCGGCCGCACGGUUCCUCCCAACAGCAUGGAGCUGCAGGCCAUGAUGGCUGGAAGAAGUUCCAAGCGUCAGCUGGUUCUGUUGCCCGGAGGCAUGGAGCGUCACGUGAAGAUCAAGACCUGCUCGGUGUCUCUGGAGGUGAUCGAGGAGCUGUGCUACGAGAUGGCUCUGCACCGGCUGGAGGCCAUGGAAGAGUACGCCCUGUUUCUGGUCACCGACAGAGGUCAGAAUGUGCGCCCUCUCAACAAGCACGAGUACGUCCUGGACGUGGCCACCGAGGCCGAGGCGGCCGACUCCAGCUACAGCUUCUGGUUCAGACGGGUGGUGUGGACCCAGCCGCUCAGCUUGGACAGCGAGCUGUGCGUGGCCAUGCACUACAACCAGAUCCUGCCCGACUACCGCAAAGGUCUGCUCAGCCUGCUGCCACACGGCGCCGUCAGUGAGCAGCUCCUCCACCAGGUCUCAAAGCUGUCGGCUCUGCAGCACCGCGCCAGGGACAUGGCCUCGGUCCCCAGCAUACACCAACUGUCCGAGUACAUCGCGGCUCCUCUCUUCAAGAAGCAGCCUCCGCAGCAGUGGGUCGCCAUGGUGACGCAGCACAUGCAGCAGGUGCAGAGUCUCAACCAGCACCAGGCCCGAGCUCAGUUCCUGGGCCUUGUCAGCGUCUUCCCCAUGUUUGGUUCCUCCUUCUUCUACAUCCACAGCAGCAGCUCCACCUCCUUCUACGCCCCCUGCAUCCUGGCUGUCAAUCAGCACGGCCUCCAUUUUCUACACAAAAAUACCCACGAGCCCACGGCCGUCGUCCCCCUGCUGGAGCUCCAGUCCAGCCGGACCCAGCGGCCCACACCUGGGAGCAGCUACCCCUACGUGGACCUGACGCUGGGCGAGGUCGCCAACAGGCAGUGGCUGGUGCAGCUGCAGCUGGAGCAGGGGCUGGAGCUGUGCCGGGUCAUCGCCAUGCAGGUGGAGAACAUGCUGCAGGUGCGGGAGAAGAGGCUCGCGCUGCCCCCCACCGAGAUCACCGCGCUGUAGCGCACGCGCACGCUACCUCGCUUUUGUACUUUUCUACAAGAGUCUGUCAUUAAAGUGGAGCUUGUUUACAGUGCGGCGCGUGCGCUUGUUGUGAUCGCGUCUCCAGGUGAAGUCGGGCGACGCCAUGAUUGUUUUCCCAG